UUGUAGAUGGGAGGCUCAGGCUAGAUGUGGACUUAUUUUUGUCAACAUUAUUGAUCCACGUUUCAGGAUGGAGAGUUACGUUUUUCUAGGAAAGGAAAGGAUUUUAGAAAGUGAUGCUUGUGAAAUUCGGAUUCGUUUUUUAAUGUUGUUUCUGGUUGCUUCUUCAGGGUUGAUCCCGCUGUUUUGAUCAUAUUGUCGCUUACAGUCUUUUCCUGUUUCAAUUUUAAACGGUUGUCACUAAACUUGAAUGUGUCUUGUGUGCCCGUUUGUAUACAUUCAGUGCAGGCACAGUAUCGCAUUUCCUCACCUUUGGACAGAAUAGCGAUAAACUCCUGUCUGAAAAACUUGACUUUAAGAAUCUUAAACUCUAUAACAUAAAUCACUUUUGCCAUACAACCUGUUCAAUCGGUUAUUACUGUAGUGACAAGUAGGGCUGGUUCCCUAAAAGUCCAUUAAUGAUUAUGUGUUGUUCAUUGAGUCGUAGCCUACUCAACAGUUGUCUCGUUUGAAUCACAAGUCUAUUGUUUCUUGGAUCAAUUAUGAAGGAGGCUGGCUGGAGACCAGAGUAAAUUAAUUAUGUGCCAAUAAGAGUCUCUAAACAGUGAUUAUUUGAGUUCAUGCGGAUGUUCGCAUAGCAAGCAUAUCCUGUUACGUUAACAUCAACCUUCCAAGAAAAUUGGUUACUUCAGUAACAGGGCUUUGAAGGGGAAUACUACUGACGUUGGCUUAGGUUGGAUGCUAUGGUGUAGGGGUGAAAAAUCUGUCUCUUCUAUUGACAUUAAUAUUUUGAGGGGGAUUUUUUAAGCAAACAUUCAAACUUUUACAUUGCUAAUCUCCUGUUACCUCUGGUAGGCCUAUAGGCUAUUAUCUUACCAACUUUAUUGUCAACUCUUUCCAAGAGCUCAACAAACAGGUUUCGGCUGUUGAAUCAAAAUGUUCUCAUUAACACAUUUGCUCAUUGUAGGCCACAUUUUGAUUUAAGCCCUGUAAUAUAAGUAAGUAAUGACACACUUUGUUUAACUUGCUGGAGGACUUUAUUUUGUUUUCCUUCUUCUACCAUAUGCUUACUUUCACAUGGAUACGUGUUUCAAGGACGUUCUUGUAAAGGCCUGCACCCUUGUGUCAUUCAUUAUCAGCCAUGGGAGUUGUACGUUGAGCCUUCAUUGCAUUGGCCACCUGCUGACACGUAGCUCGCGCAGGGCAGUGGCAGCAGGUGUAUAGAGGUGUGUUUCUCCCCACAACCUUUUCCUGUGGGACUGCAUUCUAGAGGGGGAAGGCGUGGAAGUCAGAUAGACGUGUUUGUCUUCAGUGCAUCGGCCCAUUCUGCAGCAUGCGUCUGUUUUUUCGACGGCGUGUGUCCCCCAUUAAGUUGGCCCUGCUGGGGGGAGCGCUGUUCAUGGUGGUGCUGGUGGUUCUCCAGUGGGACGUGAGCUCGGCUCCCACCCAGGACCGCUGGCUCCGCGACCUGGUGGAUAAGAGGGACCAAGUCCUGGGCAUGGUGCAGGAGGCGGUCAACAACCUGGGCUUCCAGAUCAGGGCUCCGUUGCGACCCAGCGUGGAGCCCCAGCCCACCCAGAACGUCCGCUGCCCGUCGGGGUUCUACAGCCAGGCUGAUCUCCGGCCUGUCCUGGAGAGACCCCCGCAGGACCCCAAGGGAUUCGGGGCUGACGGCAAGGCCUUCGUGAAGGACACCAUGAGUAAAGAGGAGGAGAGGGAGAAGGCGGAGGGCCAGACACGCCACUGUUUCAACCAGUUUGCCAGUGACCGCAUCUCACUCAGCCGUAGCCUCGGAGACGACACCAGGCCCUCAGAGUGCGUGGAGCGUAAGUUCCGUCGGUGCCCAGCGUUACCAACCACCAGUGUGAUCAUAGUGUUCCACAACGAGGCCUGGUCCACCCUCCUCAGAACCGUGUACAGCGUCCUGCACACCUCCCCCGCAAGCCUGCUCACCGAGAUCAUCAUGGUGGACGACGCCAGCACUGCAGAGCACCUGAAGAGCCAGCUGGACGAAUACGUGCGUCAGCUGAAGAUAGUCCGUGUGUUGAGGCAGCGCGAGAGGAAAGGCCUGAUCACCGCCAGGCUUCUAGGUGCCAGCGAGGCCAAGGGUGAAGUGCUGACCUUCCUAGACGCACACUGUGAGUGUUUCCACGGCUGGCUGGAGCCCCUGCUGGCCCGCAUCGUGGAGGAGCCCACAGCGGUGGUCAGUCCAGAGAUAACGUCCAUCGACAUGAACUCGUUCAGUUUCCAUAAGCCUGUGGCCAACGCUCGCUCCUACAACCGAGGCAACUUCGACUGGAGCCUCUCCUUCGGCUGGGAGAACAUCCCAGAAGACGCCAAGAAGAAACGUCCGGACGAAACCUAUCCUAUUAAGACGCCUGCUUUUGCUGGAGGUCUAUUCUCCAUUUCUCAGGAGUAUUUUGAACACAUUGGAACGUACGAUGACAAGAUGGAGAUCUGGGGUGGAGAGAACGUGGAAAUGUCUUUUAGGGUAUGGCAGUGUGGAGGCCAGCUUGAGAUCAUUCCUUGCUCAGUUGUGGGUCAUGUCUUCCGCUCCAAGAGCCCCCACACCUUCCCCAAGGGCACAGAGGUCAUCACCCGCAACCAGGUGCGCCUGGCAGAGGUCUGGAUGGACGGCUACAAGGAAAUCUUCUACCGCCGCAACGGGAAUGCUGCAAAGAUGGCCAGAAACAACAAUUAUGGAGACAUCUCUGAUCGAUUGAAACUGAGAGAGAGGCUUCAAUGUAAAAACUUCACAUGGCUUUUGGAAAACAUCUACCCAGAGAUUUUUUUGCCAGACCUACACCCGAAAAAAUUUGGAGCGAUACGAAAUGCUGGAUCCCUUUCAUGCCUGGAUGCAGGGGAAAGCAACAAGGGUGGAAAACCAGUCAUUAUGUAUACCUGUCACAACAUGGGCGGCAACCAGUACUUUGAGUAUACGUCUUCUAACGAGCUGCGGCACAACAUUGGAGAACAGUUGUGUCUCCACGCCGCGCCCGCGGGUAAGGCCAUCACUCUGGAAGUCUGCCAGCGCAAAGGAAAAGGCACCAGUAUCUCUCCUCAUCAGGAGUGGGAGUUUAUAGAGGGAAGCGUCCUGAGGAACCCAAGUAGUGGUCAGUGUUUAGAGCUCAAAGCCAGUGAGCUUAAGAUGGAGAAGUGUGACGAGGCCAACGUCCACCAGCGCUGGGAGUUCAGUUGACCUGCCUCCCAGCCAACCACUGACCUGUGGCCCACUGUCACUGAACAUCGAGGGGUCAGGAACUCGUACUUUCAGCACGUAUGAUGUAUCCUGCUGUAGAGGUUGGGCCAGUCCCCAGUGGGAACUCUGAAGAUGGACCUGGAUGGAAGCGAAGCGCUCUAUAAAUCAUCCAAGGGCCACCUUUGAUUUUAAAUGUAUUUAUGGUGGAAACUGAGCGAAUGAAGGAAAGACAAUUGGGAGAGGGUUUCUUGGUACUGACAACACAGACCUUCCAACCACAACGUGGCGCAUAAAACAACUGUCAAGAGUGCCUAUUUCACACUCCAACUUUUAAAAUCAAAGUAUAUACAUACUUUGACCGACGAUGAAUGUUUGAUUAUGUGCUGCAGUGACAAUGGAAAUGUUUUGCCAAAGGGAAUGAUUUUUUUUUUAUAAAUGUGUAUUAACUUAAAUCAUUUGUAUUUAUUUGGUAUAUUAAUUUUAUUUCUGAUCAAUUUCCUGCUUCAUAUUUAUGUGUCGCUUUCGUGUUUUUUCCUUGAAAGGUUCAUCAAAACAUUUAGACCUGCAUUACCUAACGUCCGCUGAUGACAUCACUCUUGUUCAGAAUUUGAUGGAUUCUAGAUUGGUUUGAUUACGAAGGAUAAAUUAACCUUGUUUGAUGAAUCAGGGAUGCAGAUUGACAAUUUGGUGUAGAAACGACAAAUAAAUGUAAGUGACGGCUUCAUGUGAAAGGGUAACAUGAUGCAGGUUUAAAGAAGUUUUUUUUUUUUAGCAUCAAUGUUGAUGGGACUGAUGUGUUUGACAUAUGACAAUAAAAUUGUCUACAAUGCUUCA
Messenger RNA from Gadus macrocephalus (Pacific cod), 4030 nucleotides. RefSeq names its product UDP-N-acetyl-alpha-D-galactosamine:polypeptide N-acetylgalactosaminyltransferase 6 (GalNAc-T6) (gene galnt6). The transcript has 11 exons. Lineage: Eukaryota; Metazoa; Chordata; Actinopteri; Gadiformes; Gadidae. The record is from RefSeq and is a predicted model, not a curated record. Gene Ontology annotation, cellular component: Golgi apparatus. The coding region runs from base 1331 to 3196 and encodes 621 amino acids.